AUGGCAACCACAUUACCUCCAGUCAUGAUUACUCCCACCACCAUAGAAUCCACCCAACCCUUCGAGACCCUUCCCAUAGUGGACAGCACCACAGUCCCAGUCAUCGUCGGCACCCCUUCAUUCACCACCCUCACUCUCCAGAUUGAACAGUCUUCCAGCUCUAGCGGCGCCCACACAACCAUCACUCCCACAACCCGCCACCCACAAGGUGGAACACACCACUCCCCACCUCCCAACACUAGCACCAGCACCAGCACUCCCGGCCCUCCAACCACCACCAACGAAACCAGCCCCUUUCAGGAUGGAAAAGAGAGCAACAACCUUCAAACCGCUGGAAACAUCGCCAAAGUAGCCGUUCCUUCUGUAAUCGGUGGGCUGUUGCUGUUCGGCGCUUUAUUUGCCGCCGUGUGGUGGGUAUUUGCGGUCCGUGUAUCGAGGGAAAGAACAAAGAAAGAGGCCAAGAGGAGGGCAAAAGGGAAGGAGCGGGCUGUAAUAUGA
Molecule: messenger RNA, 498 nt
Organism: Dichotomopilus funicola
Lineage: Eukaryota; Fungi; Ascomycota; Sordariomycetes; Sordariales; Chaetomiaceae
Exons: 1
Coding region: 1-498 (165 amino acids)
Source: RefSeq, a predicted model, not a curated record